GAUUCUGCGCAUGAUGAAAACGACGGUUUCACACUAGAUAUUACAGCCACAAAGACAUCAUUGGCUACAAUAUGUUCUUUUUGGUAAUUAUUUAAGGGAAGGGUUACACUUAAAAUAAGUUUUUAAUAACAUAAAUUGUAGAAAUAGCGGAGUUUAGCAACAAUUAUGACUUUGUGACUGUGUUAAUCAUUCAUCAGCGGUGUUACAUUAGUGACGAAAACAACCCAGACGUUAGCUAGCAACUCGCGUUAUCUAACAAGUAAAAAUGUCUAACAUACAGUUGUUGAGGGUUUUUCUCAACGAGAGAUUAACAUAUGCUGCCGAGGAGAUAUUCGGGGUCGUUGAAAAAACUAUAGUAGAGUAUCAGGAGGAAGUUGUCCGUCUACAAAGGCUGCUCGACAUAGUUCUUCAACCUGAGAUAAAGCUACGCAGGGCAGGUGUGUUACUCGACCCCUCUCUCUCCUUCUCUGAAGUGGAGAUUCCCCCUGAUCAGCCAGAGUGGAACACCAGUCUGAGGCAGGAGGACCCACAGCCCACACAGAUCAAAGAGCCUGAUCAGCUCGAGUGGAACACCAGUCUGAGGCAGGAGGACCCACAGCCCACACAGAUCAAAGAGGAACCGGAGGAAAUCGGGACCAGUCGGGAAGAAGAGCAGCUUCAAGGGCUUGAGGCAGAUACCAUAGACUCCACUUUCACUCCCGCCUAUGUGAAAAGUGACUGUGAUGAGUACCCAACUCACCCCUCACAUCUCUAUCAAACCCAAAAGGAAGAAAACAGAGAGAGAGACACUCUACCCAGUACUACAUCUGAACUGAUCAAAACACAACUUGACCGAGAGAACUAUGUAGAAUCAGAACCAACCAGUGUCUCUCAGCCAUUCUCUGAAGCAAAUCCAGACUGUUUUGCAGCUCAGAGUGAAAACAGUGAAAGUGCCAGGGGCAUGGAGAAGGGAGGACCUGCGAGAGGUUUUAAGCCAAUCAAAUCAAAGAGAAAACAUAUGGUAAAAGGGCAAAACUCCUGUAUCACUACUAUGGGCAGCACAUCCACACAGUUGUCCCAUCUGAAAUCACACAGGCAAAGUUUUGCUUCUCCCUGUUGUUGCAAGGUGUGUGGCAAGUUUUUUAAUUACAUGAGUACAUUAAUUAGACAUGUUAAAACCCAUACAGGGGAUAAAGAUCAUCAAUGUGGUGUCUGCGGGAAAAGUAUGGAGUCCUCAGAAAGUAAGAAAGAUCACCUCCAAACUCACAUUGCAGCUAAUGUUUCUUGCCAUGUUUGUAGUAAAUAUUUUUCCUGUAACAGUAAACUGACAGAGCACAUGAGGAUCCACACAGGGGAGAAACCAUAUCGCUGCUGUGAUUGUGGCCAAGGAUUCAGCACUAGCGGUGGUCUGAAAAGACACACGCGGAGACACUCGGGAGAACAACUGUAUCACCCUGAUUGUGGCAAAGGAUUCGGCACCAGCGGUGGUCUGAAAAAACACACUAGAAUUUACACAGGAUUAUCCAUAUCGCUGCCCUGAUUGUGGCAAAGGAUUCCAAUAGGUUCUGGCUCCAGCAAAUACCUUCUCAGGACACACACGCUGUGAGACAUAUGAGCUGAGACAGGAUGUCGAAUCCUGACAGAGAGCUAGCUAACAUUACUAGCUAAAGCUAGCUCGCGAGUGUAGCCACCUAGUGUAGCCAAUUUAUACUCUGCAACUUCUCCCAACUUUUACCACUACGAUACUAACACACAUAACAUGACGCCCUGGACCAGAGCUACUGACAUGUAGCCAGCUAGCUAACGUUAGCCACACAUUUGUAACCUAUAUUAAUUAAAUUCAUAUCACACGAAUUGGAGGGACCGAUACAAAUUCAUACAUAGAAAUGUAACGUCAUACAAAACGGAGGGACACAAGAAAACGUUUACUAUGUUACGGCUGGAGUUCAGACUGCAUACCAUGAGAUGCAAUAAUACCAUCUGAGACAGGCAGCUUCAGACCGCAUAAUCUGCAGCUGGAUGCUUCUCAAGGAUUCAGCAUUGCUGGUAAUCUGUCAAUGCACAUGAAGGUUUGCACAGGAGAGAAAAUACAAAAGUAUUCAUUACUGGCAUCAAUCUGAAAGUGGACAUGAGGACUCACAGAAGCAUUGUAUAGGUGCAAUGAUUGCAGAGUUUUUAAAAUGUUUAUUAUGGAACUCCUACAAAGUUACAUUAACAAUGGUCACAAGAUGGAGGAAACAUGAUAAUGUGGUGUUUGGGGAAAGUCCUCAGACAGAAAAUGUAGAGGUGCAUUCUAACAGACAGAGAGAGACACUACCCAGGACGACAACUGAAAUGAUCAAAACACAACCUGACGGAGAGGACUAUAGAGAAUCAGAAGCAACCAGUGUCUCUCAGCCAUUUUCUGAAGCAAAUCCAGACUCUUCUGCAGCUCAGAGUGAAAUCAGUGAAAGUGCCAGGGGCAUGGAGAAGGCGAUAGGUAGAUGCUCCUCAGGACAAUACUCUUGGAUGAAUAAUAUAUGACUGAAUUACCAGUGGUGUAAAAUGACUAAGUUAAAUUACUUCAAAUGACUAUUUAAGGAGUUUUUGGGGGUAUCUUUACUUUACUACUUAUAUUUUUUUCAACUUUUACUCCAUUACAAUCCUUUAAAAAAUAAUGUGUUUUUUAUGCCAUACAUUUUCCCUGACACCCAAAAGCACUCGUUACAUUUUGAAUGCUUAUUAGCAGGAAAACAAAUGGUUCCUAUUCACGCGCUGAUCAAAAUAACAUCCUUGGUCAUCUCUACUGCCUCUGAUCUGGUGGACUCACAAAACACAAAUGAUUUGUUUGUAAAUUGUCUGUUUGUUGCAGUGUGAGUGUUGGAGUGUGCCCGGCUAACCGCAAAUAAAAAUAUACAAUGGUG
This is a messenger RNA of Oncorhynchus masou masou (cherry salmon), 2882 nucleotides long. RefSeq names its product zinc finger and SCAN domain-containing protein 21-like. The record is from RefSeq and is a predicted model, not a curated record. The transcript has 2 exons. Gene Ontology annotation, biological process: regulation of transcription by RNA polymerase II. Lineage: Eukaryota; Metazoa; Chordata; Actinopteri; Salmoniformes; Salmonidae. Gene Ontology annotation, molecular function: RNA polymerase II cis-regulatory region sequence-specific DNA binding; DNA-binding transcription factor activity, RNA polymerase II-specific. The coding region runs from base 266 to 1519 and encodes 417 amino acids.